Messenger RNA from Helobdella robusta, 1494 nucleotides. RefSeq lists its product as hypothetical. The coding region runs from base 1 to 1494 and encodes 497 amino acids. The record is from RefSeq and is a predicted model, not a curated record. The transcript is spliced from 12 exons. Lineage: Eukaryota; Metazoa; Annelida; Clitellata; Rhynchobdellida; Glossiphoniidae.
AUGUCGCGACGAAGUCACCGGGUUCGAAAAAAUUUAAUAAAAAGCCAAAAUUCUUCCGUGGCACCCCCCGCCACACAACCCCCUGUGGUACCCCCUGUAGUAUCCCCUGUGGUACCACCCGCUGGGGGCACACAACCGCCGUCUGGAAAUGGAAAUGCUACCAGCGGUGGUGGUGGUAGUGGAGGUGAUGGUGGUGGUGGUGGGUUGACAAUGAAGUUAUUCAGCGUUUGCCUCGGUGACGAGAAUUGUACAACAGUUGCCAACAGUUACUGUGCUCCGAGCAAGUUUAACGAAGAUGCUAAGAGGUGUGCUUGCAAGACAGGUUUCUCUGAUUGGAACACAAAUGGGAUUUACACCUGUGAAUUGAUAGCUCAGCCUAAUGAUCCGGCCUGUAAAGAGUGCACCGAAAACGAAGGAAUUUGCAUAUUAGUCGCUGGCGCCGCCAAAUGUCAAUGUCCAGCCUCAAAAUCUGGAGAUAAGUGCGAGAACACGCAAGGCUACCUGGCAAACAACACGAACGCGCAGUCGUUACCAACAGCCGCUCCUCCUUCGGUUACAAAUUCGACCUCUUCCCCAGUGGCACCCCAAGAAGAUAAUGACGUCAUUGACGUGAAGAAUGGCUGUCCGGCUGGCUUCUAUACGUUGAAUUUGACACUGGCUAUAAAUCAAACUGACCACUGUGGAACUGUUGUAAAAUCAGAUUUUCAGAGAUUUGCGACUGGCGAAUACGCCGGUAUUGGAGUUGUACAACCAAACGGAAAUGAUCGUGGAGUUCAGGUGACAGCAAAUCUAAAGAUGGAGAUCCUGAAUGCAUUCGGGCAGCCGUUAUCUGGCGAUGCCGUCGUUGUGAUCGGGGAUCAAUUGAAGUUCAAGGUCACCCUGGUGAAAGAUGAGAAUUACAAGCUAGCCCAGGUGCGUCGGUGUUACGCCUCCUCAUCAUUCAUGCUGACCGACAGCUUCGCAGAGAUCAGAUCACUCAUGUCCAACGGAUGUCCUUUGAGCACGGAAGCAACAAAAGACUCGUGGUAUUGGACCAGUAGCUCGGACGACAACACUUACAACCUGACGACUGGGCUGGUCACUAUGUUCAAGAUGAUAACCUCAGAGAAUGUCUACCUCUACUGCAACAUCAGACUGUGUCUUGGCGGAUAUGAAGAUGCGUGUCCAACACUGACAAAGGAAAACUGCACUACCGCGCGAAGGAAGAGAGCUGUGGGAACUCAACUGACACGCUUCAAGAGAGCUGCCAGCCUAUCGCCGACGGCCAGUUCGACGGUCGGUUCCGGCAUUCGUGUGGUCGAUCCGGGUGGCAUCGGACAGAUGAGUGGGACUAUGACGACGAUUUUUGCCGUAGUGUUUAGCGUUCUUGUGGCUGCAGUGGUAGUGGCGGUGGUCGUGGGAGCUCUGAUCAUGACGCGACGCAAGAAGAACACGGGUCAACACCCCGAGAGAUUCGCACAGCCGAGGGUCAGAACUGGCAACACCAAAUUUUGA